UUGAAAAAGAUUACAAUAGGUAGGUACUAUAUAUAUGUAUUUGUAUAUACUAUAUAGCAAGCUGUMGUGAAUACUGGAACCGGAUAGGUUUAGAUCUGUUUAAUGUUUAUUGUAUGUUUUUACUUUUUUAUGCAUCACGAUCAUUCUGGCUGAAUAGCCGUCGCCCGUCGCCCGUCAGUAAUACAAUUCACUUAUCAGUAUGCCCAAAUGAUCGUCCCGACGUUGUCUUGAACUGCAUUGUUGCUCAUAAUUGUCAUUAUUAAUAUUAGUGUUUUCUAAUAAGACAUGAAUGUUUUUUGUUGUUCUUUUAUGUCUUAUAACUAAUCACCRUCAUUAGUUAUCUAACUCGAGUGACUUAAUUAUCAAAUACAAUUAGUGUUAACCUUUGCACUCGCGUCUUCAUUAUGAACACUGUUAAAAGGAUUGUGUCAGUCGCAUAUCUAAUAAUAUUGGUCACAUUAGUUCAGAGUGAAAACUGUACAGUAAAGAAAACAUAUAAUGGAACUAUUAUAAGAGAACGUUUAAUGACUUGCCCUUCAUCUGAAUCAGAUCAAGAUGCAAAAUUUUGUUGCUAUGAUAAGUUUGAUAGUGUCGAUUGCUGCAAUGGUGCUGAACAUUUACGACAUUUAAUUCUAAAAUUCAUGCCAGACCUGUUAAUAGUUCUGAUGUUAAUUGUUGGGCUGUUAUUGAUAUGUUGUGUUAUUUGUAUCUGUAUUCCAUGUUAUUGCAUUAUGAGCCGUCGUCGCCCAAUUUAUAAAGACUCAAAUGAUAAUGCAAAUAUGGUUGCUGCCGUUUCUUUACCCAAUGAAUCAGAAGAACAAAAUAUACCAAAAAAAGAAGUUACUCAUCAUUUGCCACCUGGAGCUUAUCCUGUUUAUCCACAGUUCAUGGGUAUGCAACCAUUAAAAUCGACUGAAGUAAAUUGUUAAUUCACACAUCA
Molecule: messenger RNA, 940 nt
Organism: Diuraphis noxia (Russian wheat aphid)
Lineage: Eukaryota; Metazoa; Arthropoda; Insecta; Hemiptera; Aphididae
Source: RefSeq, a predicted model, not a curated record